Messenger RNA from Brettanomyces bruxellensis, 777 nucleotides. RefSeq lists its product as uncharacterized. Lineage: Eukaryota; Fungi; Ascomycota; Pichiomycetes; Pichiales; Pichiaceae. The record is from RefSeq and is a predicted model, not a curated record. Gene Ontology annotation, molecular function: 3'-5'-RNA exonuclease activity. The transcript has a single exon. The coding region runs from base 1 to 777 and encodes 258 amino acids.
AUGACUACCAUCAAGAUUUAUGAUCAUAACAUUAGAACAGUUCCAAGCACCUUAAUGGAAGGUGAAGAGGAAUGGUCAGUCAGAAAAAUCGGAUGCAUCAACAGUAUUCGAUACUUGUCUGAUAUAAACACGAUUGUUUGUCUUCAAGAAGUCAUGCAUCAGCAAUUAACUGAUAUAAUGAUGGGUCUUGGAGAUAAUUGGGCAUAUGCAGGUGUUGCAAGAGAUGACGGAGCCACUGAAGGUGAAUAUUCACCAGUACUUUUCAGAAAGGAUGGUUUUAGGUUGGUUGCAACAUAUGUCAAAUGGCUCAGUACUACUCCAGACAAAAUCAGUACUGGUUGGGGAGCACAUCUUAACCGUAUUGUUACCGUUGCUAAACUCCAGCAUUUAGCUUCUGGAAAGAUACUUCAUGUUCUUUGCACACAUUUUGACCAUCAAGCGGCUCUUGCACGCACAAAUUCUGCACAUCUUGUUUGUGAGAUAGCAGAACAAAUAUCAGGUCCACUUUUUCUGUCGGGUGACUUUAAUGCAGCGCCUUCUGAAGAGUGCUACAGUGUUAUGGAGAAAACUUUGAGUGAUUCAUCAAAGAUUGCUCCAAUCAAGUAUGGACAUAAAUAUACAUACUGCGGCUUUUCUUCAAAUGACGGCUGUAGUAUCAUCGACUACAUAUGGACAAACAAUCAGUCCCGUGCUCUCAAAUUUGGUGUUCUACCAGCAGGCUUUGAUGGUGAAAACUUUAGUGAUCAUCGUGUUCUUCUAGCAGAUUUUGAGAUAUGA